Ilyonectria robusta is the source of this 1402-nucleotide messenger RNA. RefSeq lists its product as uncharacterized. The coding region runs from base 165 to 1301 and encodes 378 amino acids. The transcript has a single exon. Gene Ontology annotation, cellular component: cytoplasm; nucleus. The record is from RefSeq and is a predicted model, not a curated record. Lineage: Eukaryota; Fungi; Ascomycota; Sordariomycetes; Hypocreales; Nectriaceae. Gene Ontology annotation, molecular function: protein binding.
AUAAAUAUCCGGAUUUACUGAAGCUGAUAGGGGAAGCUGGUCGCGGACCCCUCCAAUCGGCGGCGACAAAGGCAUGGCCUGGAUACGUGAAAAGUCUUCUGGAGCAUGGAGCAAACCCACACGACCGGGCUGAUGAUGGUUCGACACCCUUCACAUGGGCGCUCAUGAGAAACCCCACGACCGAGUCUGCCAAAGAAAUUUCAGGAUUGAUUGCGGAGAAGGCAAACAUGGAAGACCUUCUUGGGCCAGACAGGAAGAGCGGCUUCACGGCCUUUGGAAAGCUGCUCAGCGCUAUCACGUAUUACAAGUUGGACUUUGGCAUUGACCGAAUCCAGUUUCUCGUCGACACCUACGGAAAGCCUUCCUUUUAUUCCAACGAGCACAGCAGGACCACCGUGUUCCGAACGCUGCUUGCGCAACGCCCCUCCCUGACGGACACCGCUGCGAUAGCCCUUGAAGGCACCAUGUUGAAGUUCCUACUGAGCGUCUUCCCUGACAAAGUCAGCUUCAUCGACAACAGCGGUCGAUCGCCACUGCACAUGGCCGUCUCGUUUGGAAACCUCGCUGCCUUGGAGAUUCUUGUAGAUCACGGCGCCGACAUCAACCUGGAAUCGCAGCCCAUGGGCAGAGACGGCAUACUCGGCGGCUACACGGCGCUCGGUCUCGCAAUCUGGCUUCAGGACCAGGACGUUUAUGAUCGGAUCUUGAGUGAGGGUCAGCGGGCGGUUGAGGUCUUUGACAGAAACCUUGACAGCAUCAUAGAUCUUCUGAUCAGAGCUGGCGCGACAGAUGCGGGUCAAGGCGCUAGUUUCGAAGUCAAUAUCAAGACCGAAAAGAGAGUCAGCGGAGGGGGGGAUCAUAUUCACAUCAGCCGGAGGAACGUGCGGAAGAAGGAGGCAGAUUGGCCAUGGAGGCUGCCGUGGGAGGGAGACGGGUCAUCCCCCUUUGAGAUCGCCGACGGCCCCGGAGCUGUUACAGAAAUACUCGGAGAAGACGGGCUCUCUCAGAUUUGUGGCGAAGAAGGAUUCACGAUACUCCAGAGUCUUGUUGGAGCCAUCAGUCCUAGCGUGGCCAGUGGCAACUACGUGAAGGAAAAGCCCAAUGCACCAGAGGGUUUCAUGGAGCAAGUGCACUCCAUGAUCUCGGCAAGGCGCGGUGCAACGGUCUUGGAAGAGUCGUUUGCCAGUGGGAGCAUGUUGCCGUCUGGAUGGGAGGUUAGGGGCACACCAGAAGGAAGGGUUUAUUAUGUGGACCACAACACGAAGACGACAGCGUGGUGGCCUCCCCAACGACCGACUUGACGCAAAUCUAACAGAUUGGAAAUCCUCCCACUUUCUAUAGGUUUAAUCAGUUUGCAGUUUCACAAAGUUUCUCAGGUACUGCUCUAUGCCUUGCAUCCAGC